UAUAUACCACAUCAUUGCCUUCAACGCUGUCCCCGCGCUCUCCCCCUCGUCCAGCUUCAAGCUGAGUUCUUGCAGCGCAGACCAAGAGUAUUGCUGUGAGAGUUCUCACGAGCGUCGCGACCACCAACGGGCGCCAGCACCGCGCGAACCGACGACCAAGACGGCGCAUAUUGGCUUGUCUGGGGGCCAGUAUACAUACCGGAUAUCAGGUGUUACGUGUUUCCAUUGUCGAGGGUCUGCGUAGUUGUCGCCACAGACCUGCAGGAGACCUCCGUCGGUGUGACAGCGCGAUCACAUCGCCAUCGCGCACAUCCCACGUCAGCGCAAUGGACAAAACCGAGUCAAUGACAGCUGCGUCAACGUCCGAGGACUCCUCUCGUGGUCCUUCGAUCCCGCGGCUUCCUGUGGAGGUCUGUGAACGGAUCAUCGACUACAUAGCUGCGGGAUGCAAUACGGGUUAUAUCCGUACAAAGGGCGAGCCACAUCUGAUCACUCUCACAUCCUGCGCGCUCGUAUGCCAAGACUGGUACUCCCUGACGUGGUACCAUCUGCGUCAAUGCAUCUAUCUACGAGACCGGAAGGACGUCCUCUCGCUCUCCAAGACACUCCGCGCAAAACCUCGCCUCCGUGAGGUCAUUCAACAGGUCGUUAUUUCGAGUGCUUCUCCCGGGGAGCGUCAACCGAUCCGGCACCUGGGUAUGUUUGCUGUUAUGCUCGCGGGCAAGGCCCCGAGGUUGUCGCGGAUCACCAUUGAAAAUGCUGAGUGGACCAUGGGCUCGGUCCGAAUGGAGGACAUCGGCUUCCUAGGGGUGUUCAGCUACAUCGACGCUCUAGACAUCUACAAUGUCACCUUGUCGAGCGCCGCCCAGCUGUCCCGCCUCGUUUCAGCACUCCCGUGGCUUAGGAAAUUAUGGUGCUUCAAUGUUGACUGCUUGCAGAAACAGCACGUCUCCCCGGCCUCCCUUCCACUGAACUGUGCAAAUCUGGAGCAUCUCCAAGUGCGAUGGGCUGCACCAGCAGUCGAAGACCUCUUCGUGCAGAUCAGCCGGGCUUCUCAAGUGCGCUUUGUCGAUCUUGGAGUGGACGGCGAGUUGGAACCAUCCUCGGCAGUCAGCAGAACCCAGACUUUGCUGGAUGCGAGUUCCACAUCUGCAGAAACGGUUGUGCUCCAUAUCGAUCACAGUUCUCCUGUUCGUGAUGGUGCAAUUGAUGCCACAGUCGGAAAGUUUUCUUUGUUCUCUCUGGAGCCGCUUUGCUGA
Fomitopsis serialis is the source of this 1259-nucleotide messenger RNA. RefSeq lists its product as uncharacterized. The transcript has 4 exons. The record is from RefSeq and is a predicted model, not a curated record. Lineage: Eukaryota; Fungi; Basidiomycota; Agaricomycetes; Polyporales; Fomitopsidaceae. The coding region runs from base 327 to 1259 and encodes 310 amino acids.